AGAGACAGACAGAGAGAGAGAGAGACAGAGAGCUGAUCAGGGUGUAUCAGUGUGUAUCACCGUGGGCUUGGGGCUGAAUACGAGACGUGGAUUUUAAAGGUGGUGUGGCUGGAUUGGUUAACUUUUACAGGCUGACUGGACGGUUGUUCUGCAGAAGAAUGUGCUACAGGAUCAACAUGAGAGGGACAAUAUUUGGACUAAAGAGGGAUUCUUUGCUGCGGUCAUCUUCCUCACCAUCUUCAUCAUCAUCAUCACCUGUUUGAUGGUCCUCUACCGUCUAAAGGAGAAGGUUGAAUAUUCUGACAGGCAGACCAAAGAGCAGUCCGUGUUCCCCAGCCGCGACCUUCACCUGACCCCUGUCACCGUCCCACCCCCGGUCCCGCUGCACGCCGUCGGAGCACAGACCCAGCCCCAGGUCCCCUUCUCUAGCAGCAUGGUCCAAGCAGAGCCAGCACCGCCUUCUACACCCAUAUCCAUACCUCCACCCAGAGCCUGCCGUCCUCCACCCACCACCCCUGUCCCCAUCCCUGUCUCCAGCUCCAGCUGUGGUCCUCCGCAGCUCCCCCCUGCCCACCAGAAACCCUGCCUGUCAGCCAGCCCCUCUCCCUUCAGGAUGAAGCCUGCCGCGUGUCUCCAGGAGAGGAGAGGCUCCAACGUCUCCCUGGUGCUGGACAUGUCCUCCCUGGCCUCGGUGGAGCCCCUGAACUGUGGGGUGGUGACCCCCAGAGAGAGGGCCACUCAGGACUACCUGCAGUCAGCCAGCCGGACCCUGUCCAGACAGCAGCUACGAGACGUGGUGCUCAACACACAGACGCUGCACGCAGAGUUCGCUGAAAUCCCAAUGAACUUUGUGGAUCCAAAGGUGAUAGACAUUUCCAGUCAUGGAACCAAAAACAGAUACAAGACAAUACUGCCAAAUCCACAUUCCAGAGUGAUCCUGAGGACCAAGAGCUCCUUCGACCCUCUCAGCAGCUACAUCAACGCCAACUACAUUAGGGGUUACCUAGGCGAUGAGAAGGCCUACAUCGCCACCCAGGGUCCCAUGAUCAACACAGUGAAUGAUUUCUGGCAGAUGGCCUGGCAGGAAGACUGUCCUGUCAUCAUCAUGAUCACCAAGCUCAGGGAAAAGAACGAGAAAUGUGUUCUGUACUGGCCAGAGAGGCGUGGUAUCUAUGGCAAGGUGGAGGUGCUCAUUAACAACGUGACAGAGUGUGACAACUACACCUGUCGGACCCUCAACCUGAAGCAAGGGGCCCAGAGUCGUGUGGUGAAGCACUACUGGUACACAUCGUGGCCGGACCAUAAGACCCCAGACAGCGCCCAGCCCCUGCUCCAGCUGAUGAGAGACGUGGAGGAGGACAGGACGGGCUCCCUAUCGCAGGGACCCGUCAUCGUACACUGCAGCGCAGGGAUUGGCCGAACGGGCUGCUUCAUCGCCACGACGAUAGGCUGUCGUCAGUUGGAGCUGGAGGGAGUGGUGGAUGUGCUGGGGAUUGUGUGUCAGCUCAGAGCGGACAGAGGAGGUCUGAUCCAGACAGGGGAGCAGUACGAGUUUGUCCACCACGCCUUGAGCCUCUUCGAGACACGCCUCUCCGCCGACACCGGCCAAUGAACAGAGGCCAGGAAGUUUUCGUUAAAACAUGCCAGGUUUUUCCAGGAAGUGGAAUUUAAUUUCUCCCUGGCGGGAAGGACCUAUCUUACCCGGUGACUGUGAGGUCAUGUGACUAAUGAGGAAGUGGAUGUUUGCGUGACGAUUGGAUGGUAGAUGUCCUUGUGGGCUUUGUCUUUGUGGACAUGUAUGGACAGCCUGGACUGCUAUUGGCUGAUUGAUUGAGUCUCCUUACAGAGAGAGAGAUGGAGGUAUGGACCGGUGAUUUUGUCUCUGAAUGUAAUGUAUCCUUUCUUCUCUUCCUCUCUUUCCUCCUCUUCUUCUACUACUUCCUGUCAUUCGUGAGCAGCUCUGCUUCUGAAAACGUUGUUGUGAGCAACCUGCCUCUGUCCAAUCAAACUCUCUGAUACUGCAGCUCUGUCCAAUCAGAUUGCCUGAUAUUGAUUCCGUAGUAUACCUACACUCUGACCUCUUACUACUAUGCGCUAUAGUGGAUGGGUAGGUAGUCUGUGGUCCUUGAAUCGUCCAUGGUGUUUCUAUUAAAAAGGAAAAAGUACGUUGUUGAAAUGAAUAGCACUUGUCUUUGUGACUUUACUAGGAUAUUUUUGAAUUCUGAUUAUUUUAUUUAUUUUUAACUAUGUGUUGUUACACAAAGGUUAUUAUUCUGAAGACUGUUAUAUUCCAUUGGAGGUUGGCUUUUCUCUCAGUAACACACUAGAAGCUGCCCCUCUGCCAUAUACUAUACCUCUAAUAGCAUGUUGAUCAUCCAUUGAAAGAUCAGUGUAUGAAAGGUGAGGGAACGAUUGGGCCUGUCUGCACGGCCACUACACAUCAAAAGGUAUUUUCACCAUGGGGAUGGCCAUUAUACACACUGAAUUGGAAGCAAAUAACAAACAUAAAAAGCCAGCCGACACGCAGGCCCUUCAGGAAUUGAGUUUGGCAGCCCCCUGCUAUAGGCCCCUCCUGUAGAUCUACCGUAUUCACAGAGAACUGUCAUGGCCGCCGUGUGAUCCAAUGUUCCAUACCAAAGCUCUCUGUUAUCAGGUGCCGUGUGAUCUACCCUGGCUCUGAAACGACGUUUCAUCAGUAAAUCAAUAUUUAAUAACAAAACCUUUUUCUUUUCAGAAAAUCAGUUAUUUUCCCAUUUCUUAUCUUUCACAUCCAUCCUCAGGUAUAUUGUGUUGACCAUUAAAGGCCCCGUGCAGUCAAAAACAUGAUUUUGUCCCCCCCCCUGUGUUUUAUAUAUAUAUACACACAUACUAUGAUGUUGGAAUAAGGCAGUUAAUUGAAAUUGAGAUAAAAAACGGCUGCGUUGGGCCUUUAAGCAUCACAGAUAUAUGACAACUUUCUUUACCAAAAUGUAAAUGUUUGCGUUUAAAUGACAUGUCAUGUUUAAUUGUUGAUCAUAUAGAUUAAAUUAUAGUAAUAAUAAUAAUGAUUUUUAGUUUUAUACAAUAUUAAGAUAAUGUUUUGAUGUGUAACAGUAAACUCAUGAUCGUUUGGUACUUUUAGACAUGUUUUCUCUGUAUGACUGAAUGGUGUAGAUUCCCACACACUUUAUCUCUAGAACCAACCAAUUAUUACAAGGAUAACGUCAAUCAGACACUUAUAAAAAAAAAUUGUCUGGAUUAUCUGACCCUGAUUUCAAACUCUGAUAUACUGUAGCUUCUAAAUGCCGAAUACAUACAGUUGUAGUAAGAAGUUUACAUACACCUUAGCCAAAUACAUUUAAACUCAGUUUUUCACCAUUCCUGACAUUUAAUCCUAGUAAAUAUUCCCUGUUUUAGGUCAGUUAGGAUCACCAC
Messenger RNA from Oncorhynchus mykiss (rainbow trout), 3414 nucleotides. It is a transcript of the gene ptprr, whose product is annotated as protein tyrosine phosphatase receptor type R. Lineage: Eukaryota; Metazoa; Chordata; Actinopteri; Salmoniformes; Salmonidae. Gene Ontology annotation, cellular component: plasma membrane; cell junction; cytosol. The record is from RefSeq and is a predicted model, not a curated record. Gene Ontology annotation, biological process: signal transduction; protein dephosphorylation. Gene Ontology annotation, molecular function: protein kinase binding; protein tyrosine phosphatase activity.